Messenger RNA from Centruroides sculpturatus (bark scorpion), 2375 nucleotides. RefSeq lists its product as uncharacterized. NCBI's taxonomy places the organism in Eukaryota, Metazoa, Arthropoda, Arachnida, Scorpiones, Buthidae. Gene Ontology annotation, cellular component: protein-containing complex; plasma membrane. Gene Ontology annotation, biological process: establishment or maintenance of epithelial cell apical/basal polarity; heterophilic cell-cell adhesion. The transcript is spliced from 9 exons. Bases 300 to 2177 code for a protein of 625 amino acids. The record is from RefSeq and is a predicted model, not a curated record.
ACAUCUCCCCUCGUUUACCCUCCAACUUACCCAGUGGGUAGUCUAGAGGAGAGCUGCGAGGAGAGAGCAGAUUUGUUCUUCAUCUCAGACAGUCGGACGUACUUUUUUUUUUAUCGUUUAAAAUGAUUACUAACGCAGUUUACUACAGUGUUCUACUUUUGCUGUUCUUAAUAGUAAGUGUCGUGAAAAUCAGUGUUUUUUGGCAACCAUCUCGUCUACCAGUUCACCCAACUGCAAUGUCGUAAAUCGUAAAUAGAACUGAUAAAAAGAGGGAUUUCUUUCCUUUAGAAGAGGGUUUUAUGGAAAUAAGAAAGAGACGUUUAAAACGAAGCAAAGAACUACUAUUAAAAUUAGAAAAUUCCUUACAACAGAAUAGUGAAAUAUUUAAAAAUACUAUUUUACCCACUUUUAGGAAGAAUUUAGAAAUAGAAAAUUCGGGGAUGUUACCUUCUAAAAUUGUAAAGACUAAAAAUAUCGAAAGGGGUUCGGGACUGUCUACGAACCUUUUGCAAUUAGUACAACCAGUUGAGAAAUUCGAUGCUUACUUCCGUGAUAUUGAAAAUUCGGGUAUAAGAUCGGGUUUCGUGGAAAGCUCGGGCACUUCAGGAUUCGGUCAGGAUUAUUCAGGAAGCGCUUCGUCCGGUUUAGAGUUUUCUGGUGUUGGAUCAACUAGAGAACAGGAAGAAAGUGGGUCGGGUGGUUUCCCAUUCGAAACCUCUCCCUCUUAUAAAACUGUAAAUAGUUACGACCUUCAGAGCACUGAAACUAUAGGGGAGGAUCAUGUGCUUAGUACAAACGUUUUGGAAGCUGAUGCCACUACUAACGAAACGAUUCGCUCAACGAUUCAGGUAACCAGCAGCGAAGAAAGUACACUUAUAAGUACUUCUAUUGGUGUUAUAAAAGAGUCUAGUAUAGAAAGUGGUACCACAGAAAAUCUCCCGUAUUCUAGCGAGUUGGAAGCCGAGUUUUCUGAAACGACAGAAUCGCCUGAUUCUGAUGAUUUACAGACACCUAAACUGCAGGAUACAGGGAACACGUACGAAACUUCGGAAGUAACUGAAAAAAUUCCAUUUUCGACUGCAUCUGUAACUGAUUCGGACCCGAAAACAUCAACUUCUAGUGAAGAAAUUGUUACUUCAGAGACUAUCAGUUCGACUGCUUUAAAUGUAAUUGAAAAUUUCACGUCGUCCAUGUUGGACGAUAUGAAAGACCGACAUUGUUCUUCAACAGUUCAAUGCGAUGUUCAACUUAAUGAAAGGUGUGUCAACGAAGAAGGAACGGGUGCUUGUCAAUGUGGAAAGUCAUUCAUUAGGAACGUUGAAACCAGAAUGUGCGAAGCUAAAAUAGCCUUUGUGGGAAUGCUUCUAUGUCCCGAGCAGCCAUACUUCUCAGAGCUCGAUAAUCCUACUUCGAAUACAUUCCAAAACAUGAUGAAAGCGGCCGAAAUUACCUUGAAACUGAUCUUGGAUAACUCCGAAAAAUUAUCCGUGGAAGAAAUGCAAAUUCGAGUGGUGAAAUUUCAUCGAGGAAGCUUAAUCAUUGAAUGGCAAUUAACAAUUCCCGAAUCUAAACGAAAUGGAAGCUUAGAAAUGAUGGCCGUCGAUUUCGAAGACGAUUUCAGUCACGCUCUACAGCUUGUUGAUGAUUCGCCCAUUAACAUAAACAAUGCGACUUUUCUAAAUAUAUCUUCAGAAGUGGAUCCUUGUGAGAAUGCAGAAUUAAACCAUUGCAGUAAGAAUGCCGUGUGUGUGCUUAAUAACAAAUCCAAUGGAUACGAAUGCAUUUGUAAAAAUAAUUACAUCGAUGUUUCGCCUUCACCCAUAAGUUAUUCAGGAGAAAUAUGUGAAGCCAUAUGUCCAGAAGGAUAUUGUAAAAAUAAUGGAAAGUGCCACGUCGUUCAAAAUAAACCAGUUUGCAAGUGCCAAAGUUUGUAUAUGGGAAUCUACUGUCAAAUUUCUGGAUUGGUUUUAGGAUCGUCAUGUGGUGGUAUCAUCGCCGUAGCAUUUGUAAUUUUAAUCAUCAGUGGGAAAUUUCAUCAGAGGAAAAAGUUAAUUCAUUAUAAAGACUACAAAUUAAAGGAUGAUCUUAAAAGUAAUGGCAGCACAGAAAAGUCCAUAGAGUUAAAACGUCAUCAAUUUCAUGAAGAAAAAUUGCAAUUUAUCAGUAGUACCGUUUGAAGAAAGGACUGAUCCCUGAUCUCAGAAGAAAGAAGCAAGUCUGUUGCUCCUGAAAAACCCCUUUUUUUAAAACUUGAAAUUCGUGUUUAUUAAUUGUUCUUUUCAUCACAUUCACUUUUGUAAAUGUUGUUUUUGUAAAUAAUCUUAAUAAAUUUAUUUUCUGAUUGUGAUAUUUUAAGAUGUACAUAAAGAAUUUUU